AAAAAGCAAACCAAAGAGAAGAAAAAAAAACUUUCUUUUGACUCAAGUCUACUUGUUCCUAUUCUAGGCUUCUAGCCAGUAGAAAUAGGAAAAAUCCAUUUUCUUUGUUUACCAUGUUUGUUCCUCUUCUUUCAAUGAAAUGACAACUAAAAUUUUCACUCUUUUGUCUGAUAUCUCAGGUUAAUCCAGAGAUUUUAAGGUGACCCUUAUUGUCAUUUCUCUUGAGGAGUCAUAAAAAUUCAAUCUUUAUCAAAUAUCAGUCAAAACCUAAAGGGUAAAAUAUAUAGAACAGUGCUAAUUUUGGUCAUGGCUCAGCAGGAAGAAGGUUGGCCUUUGGGAUUGCAGCCAUUGAAUUUGAGAAUAGGUUUAGGUAGAAGCAGAAAUGGAUCAACUUCAUUCAACACUUCACUUAGUGACUCUCUUACUUCCUCCACUGAUUCUUCUUCAGAUUUGGACACUGAGUCCACAGGGUCUUUCUUUCAUGAUAGGAGCACAACACUUGGAAGUCUUAUUGGUGUCUCAAGCAUAGUUAAUCUCUCAAGAAGAUCAACAAGAGGGAGACCAAAUGGUGUAAUGACAGAGGUGCAAAAAAACUAUAGGUCUAAAACAACAUGGUGUUUCUCUUUGUGUCCAAGAAACAGUACAGAUGCUGAGCGUACUGUGAUGAUGAUAAGAAAUAGUGACAGUAAUGCUCCAUCACUUGGCCAUUUUCUUGCAGUUGAAAGAAGAGCUGCUAAUGAACAUAAUAGAAGAAGUCCAUUGAUAUAUGGACCUGAUGAGUUUGCUAUGGCAUUGCCUAAUAGGGACCAAAAUUCAUUAUUUGCCAAUGGACAAAUUGCUCCUCCUCAGUUGAGUCCAUGGUCAGGUUCUGAUGAUGUUGAAAAUAGACAGAGGGAUAACAAAGAAUUAGUCCAUGGACAAGGUGCUCCUCUUUUGUUUCCAUGCAUGUGUGGAUGAUAUCUUAAGAGUUUUGAGGCUUUGGUACAACUCUGUUUUGUUUCUAAUUUGUUUUUCUUGAUUCGACGACUAAAGCAGGAUAUUUUUUUCAACCUCCAAGUGAUUUACUUGAUCGUCAAGAA
Molecule: messenger RNA, 1079 nt
Organism: Solanum dulcamara
Lineage: Eukaryota; Viridiplantae; Streptophyta; Magnoliopsida; Solanales; Solanaceae
Exons: 3
Coding region: 307-957 (216 amino acids)
Source: RefSeq, a predicted model, not a curated record